This is a messenger RNA of Aspergillus melleus, 4761 nucleotides long. RefSeq lists its product as uncharacterized. The coding region runs from base 1 to 4761 and encodes 1586 amino acids. The record is from RefSeq and is a predicted model, not a curated record. Gene Ontology annotation, molecular function: oxidoreductase activity; fatty acid synthase activity; phosphopantetheine binding. NCBI's taxonomy places the organism in Eukaryota, Fungi, Ascomycota, Eurotiomycetes, Eurotiales, Aspergillaceae. Gene Ontology annotation, biological process: secondary metabolite biosynthetic process; fatty acid biosynthetic process. The transcript is spliced from 8 exons.
AUGGACCCGGGACCGUUCUCAGACCUACCACUCUACCCAUGGGAUCACGAUCAAAGAUAUUGGAAUGAAAGCCGGAUUUCCAGAGAGUGGCGGCAGCCAAAGUUCCGACAUCAUGAGAUCCUAGGGUCCCGUGUUGUUGAAUCCACAGACUCGAAUCCUAGCUGGCGAAACCUGUUGUCGACGAGUAGCGCCGGGUGGAUUACCGACCAUCAGCUCCGCGGUAAGAUUAUAUUUCCCGGCGCUGGUUACGUCUGUAUGGCUGGCGAGGCGAUCAGGCAGAUUUCUGGAUCAACGGACUAUACCAUCAGGCAUUUGCACAUCGCGGAGCCUUUGAUCCUACCGGAAGAGUCAGAUGUUGAAGUCAUUACGAGCCUGAGCAUCAUACCCUUCACGAAUGUUGAGAACUCCAAGAGAUUUAGAUUCACGGUCUCCUCGGCAACGGGCGAAUGCUGGAUCAAUCACUGCACUGGCGAAGUGCAAGGCGGGGCCGAUUACGAUCUCUCGGAUAAAAGGCAGCUGCUCGUCGACAAUGAUUCUGAUCGGUGGAAUCGGACACUUGAAUCAAGUAAAUACUAUUCGAGUCUAAGAGAUAUUGGACACGGGUAUGGGCCUUACUUCCAACUUCUCUCUUCCUUACAAGCUUCCUCUUGCUUUCAAGCAGCAAAGGGCACUAUCCAGAUGGACAAUGAGCUGUACCGGACAAGCUACUAUGCACAGCAUCCACUGAUCAUAGAUCAUUGUCUUCAACUCUCGAUAGUGGCAGCUAUCAAGGGAUUGUGUCAUCGACUUGAUCACUUGGUUGUCCCUGCUUCGGUGAAUCAUAUUUACGUUGCUCCAAGUCAACAUGAAGACGUCAACUAUGACCUGAAGGCGUUCGCCACGGAGGUGAAGAAAAGCGCCGUUUGUCACUCUGUGGCCGGCAGCAAUGGAGGGAUGAAAAUUGCUAUCAGUGGACGCUCGAUGGUGUCAAUAAUAAACGAAAUAAAGCCCAUGGAAAUCCAAGAGCUUCACUGGCACCCGAUUCAUGCGUCUAUGCGCUCCUCAGAAUUGAUAAAUGCCCCGUACAAGCCAAAAGAUAAUGAUAUCCUGAUGGAAGAAAUAGCAGUGCUCUGUACUCUAGAGUCAGCUCGCAUUGCUGAAUCCCAAAGACCUGCCACACAGCAUAUUCAGACAUACAAAGACUGGCUAUCAUCUCAGGCACGCAUUUUCCGAUCACAAGGAUCGAAAUUGGUUCCACAGGCUAGGGUGUGGGCGACUGGGGACUCAUCGAAGUUCCUCGACAUGAUCCAAAAACGUGCUGCACUCGCAGAGCAAAAGCUAGAUCCUUGGCAGUAUCAGCUCAUCCUCCGAGUCUUCGAAAAUUCGCUCACCAUCUUAACUGAGGAUAAAGAUUCCCUGGAUUUUCUGUUCGAAGGCACAAGUCUCCGGGAAUUCUAUCAAGGCUUGCAUACUCUCUGUGAUUGUUCUACGUUCUUGUCAUCACUAGGUCAUGAGCAGCCAGGAUUGAAAGUCUUGGAGGUAGGAGGUGGUACCGGUGGAUUCACGACACACGUCCUUGAGUCUCUCAAAGGAGCCUCGAAGGCUCCUUUGUAUUCGGAAUACAUGUUCACCGACAUAUCGGCCGGUUUCUUUCCCAGCGCUAAGCAGCACCUGCAGUCGUUUGCAGGUAUCGAGUACCAAGUACUCGAUAUUUCUUCUGACCCAACGGCGCAAGGCUUUCCGGAAGAAAAAUAUGAUUUGAUUGUUGCGGCAAAUGUACUGCAUGCCACGCCAUUCCUGUCGGAGACUCUACACAAUGUCCACAAACUGCUCAAGCCAGGAGGAAAACUGCUGUUUCCGGAACUCUUCCCUGAAGGUAUCUACAUAAGCUAUAUCAUGGGGAUUAUUCCCGGGUGGUGGAUUGGUGAUCGGGAUAAUCGUCCCAACCAACCCUUUGUGUCUCCUAGUCGAUGGGACCGAGAGCUCAAGGCCACCGGAUUCACGGGUACCGAUGUCGUUGUCCCGGAUCAGGAGUUCCCAUACCACAAAACAGGCAUCUUGAUAUCCACCAAGAAGCCACAAAGCAAGCCUCCAGAGGAUGUGAACUUGCUUUGUCAUCACGAAAGCAGUCCGGUGGUUCAAAAAGCCAAGAGUGCUUUCAGCAAGGCUGGUCGUCCUGUUCACCUCUGUGUAUAUGGAAGUCACAAAAUGUCCCAAGGAGGCAUUGUCUCUUUGCUCGAGACAGAGGAGCCUUUCUUCAGCGUUAUGACGGAGGGCAAAUGGCGAACGUUCCAAAGGCUUCUCAGUGACGUCGACGAAUGCGGUGUAUUUUGGGUGACUAAAGAGACGCAAAUCCAAUGUCAUGAUCCUGAUUAUGGACUCACUCUCGGAGUCGCGCGCUCAGUGAGAAGCGAGCUGGCGGUCGAGAUGGCAACUUUUGAGGCACAGUCGUUUGACGACGGGUUCGCUGAUGCAAUGCUGAUGGCCUACGACAACUUCCGCGGAAGGCACGGAGAGACAGACAAUCGCGAGUACGAAUAUCUAUAUCGUGACGGUAAAGUCCAUGUCCCACGUUUCCAUUCGGUCGUAGCCGAAAACGAGGUUUCUGCGAAGAGGCUGCAGUCAAUGGAUGCCAGGAUGCUGUCUAUCGGGGUCUCUGGAAGUUUAAGCAGUCUCUUCUGGAAGCCAGUGGCAUGUGAACCACCUCGCGAUGGUCAGGUAGUGGUUGAUAUUCAGUACACAGGGCUCAAUUUCAGGGAUCUCCUGCAGGCGCUGGGGGCAUUCGGUGAGAAUGUGGAAUUUGGCAUCGAAGCGGCUGGAACGGUGAGCCAAGCAUGUCCCAGUUCUGGUUUGGAUGUAGGGCAAAGAGUAGUUGUCAUGGCAGCACAUGGAUUGCUUGCUACACGGGUUGUAGUGGCAUCCCGGAACUGCGUCCCUAUUCCACACAGCAUCAGCUUAGAAGAGGCUGCCGCGCUAUCUUGCGUUUACAGCACGGUCAUCCUUGCAUUGAUGCAUCACGGGAAUCUGAGAAAAGGCCAGACAAUUCUGAUUCACUCUGCCUGUCGUGGCAUUGGACUCGCCGCUAUUUCCCUCAGCAUAAUGCAGGGCGCCGACAUAUAUGCGACUGUAGGCAGCGAAGCUAAAGCCGAGUAUCUUACUGGGCGAUUUGGCAUACCCAGAAAUAAGAUUUUCACUUCUCGUGACUCGUCAUUCCACAGCGGGUUAAUGAGAGCGACCGACGGACAGGGCGUUGAUAUUGUGCUCAACUCGUUGGCAGGGGAGCUUCUUCACGCGUCCUGGGAGUGCGUUGCGAAGUUUGGCAAGAUGAUCGAAAUCGGCAAACGAGAUAUUGUAGGAAAUGGGUCGUUGCGCCUUGCUCCGUUCUUGCAUAAUCGAUCAUUCAUUUGCGUCAGUAUGGACGAAAUCAUGACAGAACAGCCUGAGCUGAACCACCAGCUCAUUAGCGAUGCUUUUCGGUACAUCGAGGAAGGUCUUAUCGAGACGAUUGAGCCUAUUCGAAAGUUUCCCGCCAGUCAGGCUGAAGAAGCCUUCCGUCACAUGCAAGGAGGGAAACACAUCGGCAAGGUUCUUGUGCAGAUGCCGGCGAGUCUCAGCGAUUUACCACAGGCGACGAAAGCAGACCCGCCAAGGUUUUCUCCAGACGCUGCUUAUAUCCUGACUGGUGGGCUCGGGGGUAUUGGGCGUUUCGUGUGCCGAUGGAUGGCAGACAAUGGCGCGCGAGAGCUCGUCUGUCUUUCGAGAACAUCACCUUCAUCAAACGGCGAUUUCGUGUCGGAGAUGGAAGCUCAAGGCUGUCAGCUAACCCUUGUACAAGGGAACGUCGCCAUUGAAGACGAGGUCAGAGUGGCACUCAAAUCCUGCAAAAAACCCCUAAAGGGUGUCCUCCAUAUGGCCAUGGUGCUCAGGGAUCGACCGAUUACAGAAAUGUCCUAUGAUGAGUGGAAUGCUCCACAAGAACCUAAGGUAUCAGGGACCUGGAGUCUUCACCGGGCUCUUCAGGGUAUCGAUCUUGACUCCUUCACGCUUUUCAGCUCUACCUCGGGCAUUUGUGGACAGCUGGGCCAGAUAAGUUACAGUGCAGGGAACACGUUCCUGGAUGCCUUUGUCAGAUACAGACAUUCUAUGGACCUCCCAGCGGCCGUGAUCGAUCUAGGGGUUGUUGGAAACAUAGGACGUCUCGUCGACACCGAGGAUCGCAAACUACUAGAAACCACGUUACGUGGCUUCAAAAUGAUCGGAGAGAAAGAGAUUUUCCGCGCGAUAGAGGUUGCGACGAUGCGCCAGAAGCCAGACAAGGACUCUGAUCGAUAUUCCAGUCACGGCCAAUUCGCAAUAGGGCUUACUCCGCCUACAGAGGAGAAUCCACAUCACAAAAAUAGCCUCCUUCAUGGAGACAUGCGCAUGAACUUAUUGGAGCCUGCAUUGAGGCGUGCACAACUUGUGCGGGACGAAGCCAGCGGAGUCCAGAAGUUGUUUAAUGCCAUGUCCGAAGAUCCAAAGUUUUCGGAGAGCGACGAGGCCUUGACGCUGGUCCAGAACGAGGUCAUUCACCGAUUGAGCUGCUUGUCUGGUUCCAACGAACAAGAGAUUGGGCUACGCCAGCCUUUUGCCCAGUUGGGACUGGAUUCCUUAGUCUUAGUGGAGUUGCGCAUCUGGAUCCAGCGCACAUUCCACAUCGCGGCGACAGUACCGGAAAUUAUGGGCACGGGUCAUGUCGAAGGGUUAACACAGUUGAUGCUGAGUCGACUGAGAGAACGAUGA